This is a messenger RNA of Monascus purpureus, 714 nucleotides long. Lineage: Eukaryota; Fungi; Ascomycota; Eurotiomycetes; Eurotiales; Aspergillaceae. The record is from the annotation of a GenBank genome assembly.
AUGACUACAGCUCACAGGCCUACUUUCGACCCUGCGCAAGGGAAGGAGGCCCUCCGCGGGCCGGCUUACCACCAGCGACUUCUUCCUGCACACAUGCACUUGAAAGUCAGACAACCUGGUCAGGGAGGCGAGGCCGAGGCCAAAAGACGGGAUCUACGAGCGGAGCUCCUCCAAGCCGAAGCUGCUCAUUUUGCGAAGACGAGAGGCGGCCAGGAAGCUGAGCCAAUUUCUGAUCGCGCUACAACCCCCAAACGUAUUUUGGAAGCCCCCCCACCUGGUGGCACUCCCGGCGGAGAAGACGAAACAGAAGAUCCAGACGCCAAACGGCGACGCAUAUUAGAGGAGACUAGGGAUAUCGAUGCAGAUUCGGACCUUUCUGAAUCCGACAGUAGCGACGAAGAUAGCGAUGAUGAAGAAGAUGAAGCAGCUGAAUUGAUGCGAGAAUUGGAGAAAAUCAAGAAGGAGAGACUUGCACAGAAAGAAAAAGAGGAGCGUGAGCGGGCUGCCGAGGAGCAGGAUAAACGAGAAUACGACAUCGCCAGGGGCAAUCCACUACUAAAUCCGCAAGAUUUUAACAUGAAACGACGAUGGGACGAUGAUGUCGUGUUCAAAAAUCAAGCUCGAGGAACAGAGGAGAAGCGGGGCAAGGAGUUUGUUAAUGACUUAUUACGAUCGGACUUCCACCGAAGAUUCAUGUCUAAAUACGUACGAUAA